Messenger RNA from Parastagonospora nodorum SN15, 1195 nucleotides. RefSeq lists its product as hypothetical. The record is from RefSeq and is a predicted model, not a curated record. Gene Ontology annotation, molecular function: branched-chain-amino-acid:2-oxoglutarate transaminase activity. NCBI's taxonomy places the organism in Eukaryota, Fungi, Ascomycota, Dothideomycetes, Pleosporales, Phaeosphaeriaceae. The transcript is spliced from 4 exons. Bases 1 to 1104 code for a protein of 367 amino acids. Gene Ontology annotation, biological process: branched-chain amino acid metabolic process.
AUGGCAGACUUCCCUCCUCCGCCCGUCGACACGAUCGACUGGGCCAACAUGGGUUUCAAGAUCCGAGAAGAAUCGCAUUACUCAGUCGAGACCGGAAAAUGGACAGAGCCUAGUUUUGUCGAGGACCCAUUCCUGCGCAUCCACGGCAUGGCGCCUGGACUCAACUACGGCAUGCAGUGUUACGAGGGCAUGAAGGCUUUCCGUGCCCCAGACAACACGAUCAACAUUUUCAGGCCAACCAAGAACGCCGAACGCAUGCAGCAUUCGGCCUCUUUCAUCUCGAUCCCCGAGGUGCCUUCAGACCACUUCCUUGCGUGCUGCAGCUUGGCCGUUGGAAUGAACGCCGCAUAUGUUCCGCCCCAUGAGACCGGCGGUGCCAUGUACAUCAGGCCACUGCUGUUUGGCAGCUCAGCACAGCUGGGGCUGAAUCCACCGCAGGAGUACACAUUCGUGGUGUACUGUAUCCCAACCGGCGUCUACCACGGAACCAACCCGGUGGAUGCCGUCAUCCUCGAGGAUUUUGACCGCGCUGCUCCAGAGGGCACGGGUUCCGCCAAGGUGGGUGGUAACUACGCCCCAGUGCUGCGACACAGUGAGAAAGCCUACAAGGCUGGAUACGGCAUUACCCUGCAUCUGGACAGCAAAACCCGAAGCGUAGUAGACGAGUUCUCCACUUCGGCAUUCAUCGGCGUGAAGAAAGACGGCGAUAAGGUCAAGCUUAUCGCCUCGAGCAGCAAGAACAUCAUCAAGAGUGUAACCGGAGACAGCGUGCUUAAAAUCGCCGAGUCAUUUGGCUGGGAGACAGAAUCACGAGAAAUCGCCUAUGAUGAAGUUAAAGGCUUCGAUGAGGUCCUUGCCGCCGGUACUGCCGCAGCACUCGUUCCCAUCAAGUCCAUCACCAUGGAGUCGCGAGGUGACAAGUUCACCUACGAGGCAGCACAGAAGGAGGUGCCGCCAACGUGCGCUAAGCUUCUGUCAACUCUGAAGGGCAUCCAACAGGGCAAGAUCGAAGACAAGCAAAACUGGUUGUUCAGAGUCGAGAAACCAGCACAGUUUGGCCAGACCAAACCGGAUGGUGCUCACACCGUUGGCCAGCUACCAUAAGUAGCGUAUAGAUCAACGCUGGAAGCUUCUCAUGAAGCUAUAUGUACAUGCAAUAGCUAGGCUAGUAGACAAAAUAAACAGCUUCUAGGUA